Dermacentor silvarum is the source of this 2415-nucleotide messenger RNA. Its product is annotated as neprilysin-like. Bases 61 to 2370 code for a protein of 769 amino acids. The record is from RefSeq and is a predicted model, not a curated record. Gene Ontology annotation, biological process: protein processing. Gene Ontology annotation, molecular function: metalloendopeptidase activity. NCBI's taxonomy places the organism in Eukaryota, Metazoa, Arthropoda, Arachnida, Ixodida, Ixodidae. The transcript is spliced from 21 exons. Gene Ontology annotation, cellular component: plasma membrane.
CCAGAAACGGCUUUUGUCGAGUUUCUCUCUCUGAACCCGCGUGUUGCCUUCUCUGAGAAGAUGCAUCCUGCAGCAAUCGGUUUAGUGAUUAUAAUCUCCACCUAUAGCUGUCUAUGCACGUUGGUGCAAGCAUCAGCUGAUGGUUCAGGAAGUUCAAUGGAUGAUACAGCAUUAUGUUCCAGUUUCUGCAGCGCAGAAGCGCCCAAACAGGACAACAGCGAUGCUCAGCAAAAACCGUGCGAGAAUUUCUAUAAGUAUGUUUGUGGCAACGAACAGUCUUUGCCGACCGAAGUCUCACAUGACUACGAUGAAGAGCAAAUUCAAGAAACUUAUUUAGAAAAACAGUUAGUACAGAAAAUUAAAGGUAUACUGGAACAUCAACACAGUGAUGAAGAAAAUAGAGAAUCAUCAACAGGUGAAGUUGACAAUAGUGUUGAUAUUAAAAAAAUCGCCAAGAGUGUUUACGGUGCCUGCAAACAAGAUGAGAAAUCAAGGACAUCAAAGUCGCUCCGGGAUGGUGUGAUCGAAAUAUUGAAAAGCUUUCAUUUAAAUAACUGGCCGGUGGCUACUGGGGAACAAGGGAUAUCAAAAAUAGAAAUUCUGAAACAAACGGGUCUUAGGCCUGUGGCAACGGUAGCUGUAGUUGGUAACGAACAACACAAAAAGUACAUGCUGUCGGUGAACGUACCUUGGGUCCGAUUUGCACCGUAUCCACAAAUACUGGUCGAAAGUGAAAAAGAUCGAACAAAGCUGGCACUGUACAGAAUUUUUUUGAGGGCCGUAAUAAGGUUUAUGUUUGCCCGCGGAAAAAGUUCUGGUCUGGACCCAAGAGAUGAAAACAGCUGCAAUGAAGACUCAGAGCAAAACACUGACACCAACGAUGUAGAUGAUGGUAUCCGUAAAGUAGUCGGUGAUAUCAUCGAAGUUGAACAGGCUCUAGCUAAGAUGGCACUGGAUGCUCAGAAGCAUGUCACACACACUGUUAUUACCAUUAAAAAUUGGCAAGAUGAGCUUGAUGAUGAGCUUCCCGUUUUCGAAGCACUUCAAGCUGAUUUUAGGAGAGCUAACAUCAGUCUGGAGGAGACAGACAAAAUUAUUGUUCACGUUCCUGAAUACUUCAAGUCAUUGGUUAAAUACCUCAAGGAUUUAAGAGUGCGAAAAUUUCACCACUACGUUGGUUGGUAUAUUGUUCGUGAAAUAGCUGACGGGCUAACUUGUGAUGUUCGCCAGAAACUUAACAAGUUUCUCGAGAGUACACCCAAGCCUGGAAUACCGGUGAAGCUUGAUGCAGACACCUGUGUAAAAAAACUAAUUGGUCAUGACGGCCUUAUGGACAAAGGCAUCGCUUUUAUGUACCUAAAAAGUUAUUUUAAAGAGGCCUCCAUAGCAAAGGCAGAGAAGGUGACAAAAUACAUAGGAAAAACUUUUUCGCAAUUCAUCAAAACCAAUGCAUGGAUGGAUUCAGGAACAAAAGGGGAAAUGACUACGUGGGUGACCGCCCUCGAAUAUCACAUUGGCGCAUCCGACGCAAGCCUUAACGAGUCUCUCGUCCAGAAUAACUACGGCCUUGUGGUGCUCUCUGGUGUCUCUUCCCUACCACAGUAUUUCUGGACUCUAAGGCAGAACAAUUACCUGCAAAAACUGACGCUAAUGAAGACUGCGUACGAGAAAAGUAAUAUAUGGCCUAUAUCUCCACUUCACACAAGUAGCACAUACGAUGAGUUCUUCACUUCAUUAGAAAUGCCUGCUGGAGCCCUUCAAAGCCCAAUAUAUACAGAACAUUCCUCAGCUCCUCAUACCUUUGGAUCGAUGGGGAGUCUGGCAGCUGAAGUGAUGGCCCGAGGCUUCACGGUUGAAGGUCACGUAUGGACGCAACGCCAUGGAAAAUACGAGUGGAAGUCAGACGAUAAACGAAAAUUCAAGAAGGAACUGCAGUGUUUAAAAACUUCGAAAAGCCAAGGAAGUCAAGGACGACGCCAGGAUAAAGAUCGACAGGAUGCCUUUGAAAGACGAGGAGAUGAUACCACCCUUGCUCGGAAGUUGUACGACCAUGUUGGCCUGCGCACUUCUUUCGUCGCCUUUCGAGAUGUGUCGUCAAAUUGUGCGGCAAAGUGUCAAGAGCCUAACAAGGAUGAAGACCAAAAGAACCGUUUAAAAGAAUUUUUUCAAGCGUAUACAAAACGUCACUGUGAAGCUAAUGGACAUAGUGAAGCCGAAUACAGCGUCAAUUUUGCACUAAAAACAUUUGACCAGUUCGCAAACGCAUUUCAGUGCAAACCGGGAGACAAAAUGAAAGGACUCGACAAUUGUAAGAUUUUACCUUGGAUGCUGGAUUCAGCAGAGUAUAACACCGAGGAUCAAAAAUCUUAGCAUGGAAGCUUUGAGAAUUUGACCCCAAUAAUAAACUUGCCACAA